ACUUCUCCUCCUCCUCCCUCUCGUCCCCCGUCCGCCCCACGGUCCGUCUCCCGCGGCGGUCCGGGGAGAUGGGGGCGGCGUGGGUUGGGGUCCCGGGGUCUCGGGCCCGCCCGGGUCUGGCGCUGUCCUUGCCCGGCGGCGGCGCCGCUGCCCUCCUCCUCCUCUUCCUCCUCCUCCUCCCCCUCCCCCUGCUGCUGCUGCUGCUCGGGCCCGUGGCGGCCGGGACGGCGGGACGGGACCGGCGCGCUGAACCCCGACCGCCCGCAGGUGGCCUGAAUGUCCUCUUCGUCGUAGUUGAUGACCUGCGCCCUACCUUAGGCAGCUAUGGGGAGAGCCUUGUGAAGUCUCCAAAUAUCGAUCAGCUCGCAACACACAGUAUUGUGUUUCAAAAUGCCUUUGCCCAACAAGCUGUGUGUGCCCCAAGUAGAGUGUCUUUUUUAACUGGACGGAGACCUGAUACCACUCGACUAUAUGACUUCAAUUCCUACUGGAGAGCGCAUGCCGGAAACUAUUCCACAAUUCCUCAGUAUUUCAAGCAGCACGGCUAUGUGACCAUGUCGGUUGGAAAGGUGUUUCAUCCCGGAAUUUCUUCUAAUCAUAGUGAUGAUUCUCCAUAUAGCUGGUCAAUUCCACCUUUUCAUCCUUCCACGGAAAAGUAUGAGAACACGAAGACAUGUAGAGGGGAAGAUGGAAAGCUUCAUGCCAACUUGAUCUGCCCCGUGGAUGUAGCGGAUGUGCCCGAGGGAACAUUGCCUGAUAAACAGAGCACGGAGGAAGCUGUGCGACUGCUGGAAAGGAUGAGAAAACAGAACAGUACUUUCUUUCUAGCUGUCGGUUAUCACAAGCCACAUAUCCCAUUCAGGUACCCCAAGGAAUUUCAGAAGUUGUAUCCUUUGGAAAACAUUACAUUGGCACCAGAUCCUCAGAUCCCUACUGAACUUCCUCCUGUGGCAUACAAUCCCUGGAUGGAUAUCCGACAGAGGGAGGAUGUCCAAGCUUUAAACAUCAGCGUGCCAUAUGGUCCGAUUCCUGUGGACUUUCAGCGGAAAAUUCGUCAGAGCUAUUUUGCGUCAGUUUCCUACUUGGAUACCCAGGUCGGGCUCCUCUUGAAAGCUUUGGAUGAUCUUGACCUGUCUAAUAACACAGUUGUCGUAUUUACAUCGGACCAUGGAUGGUCCCUGGGUGAACAUGGAGAAUGGGCCAAAUACAGCAAUUUUGAUGUAGCUACUCGGGUUCCCUUGAUGUUCUAUGUUCCUGGGAAGACUGCUCCAUUUGUUCAUCCAGGGGAGAAACGUUUUCCGUACAUCAGCCCCUUUGACUCGCUCUCAAAGGUGUUUUCUCCAGGAGUACAAGCUACAGAACUAGUUGAACUCCUGUGUCUCUUUUCAACUCUCUCUGAACUUGCUGGCCUGAAAGUACCACCUGUCUGCCCUAGCUCUUCAUUUCACAUUGACCUCUGCACAGAAGCGCCGAGCAUUGUUAAAUUUUUUAAUUUCUCCAAAAGGGAGGAAGAUGGCUACUCUGAAGGGAGCCCUUUGGACCUGGUAGCCUACAGCCAGUAUCCCAGACCUGCAGUCUUCCCUCAGUGGAAUUCUGACAAGCCAGACUUAAAGGACAUAAAGAUUAUGGGCUAUUCUAUCCGAACAGUAGACUACAGGUAUACUGUAUGGGUGAAAUUUCAUCCUGAAAAUUUCACUGCUGACUUUACCAAUGUUCAGGCAGGUGAGUUGUAUUUUGUAGGCAGUGAUCCAUUACAGGAUCAUAAUGUAUAUAACCGUUUCCUGAAUGAUCUAAAGCUUUCUUCAAUAUUGAAUCCCUAAUUUUUUUUUCUGUAUGAGGCCUGUGCAUAUAACAUUUUUCUGCUACCUACCUCUGUGGCUGUUGUGAAAAUGGGUGAGGUUAAGUUCCUUCAAUCUUUAAGUAGAAAAGUCCCUAGAGGUCCAAAUUCAUCUUUCUCUAAUUUUUAUAUCAGAAAAACGUUUUGUACUACAAAUCUAUACUACUGCGUGCAGUAGGGAAAGCACUUCAUAUACAGGGAGAAUUGGUUUUUAUAUAAAAAUCAAGAAUUCUUCCAUUUUUCUGUGGUUAGGAUAAGUUUCAAAAGAAAUUGUAUUUACUGAGCUCCUUAGUAGGAAGGUGGCAUUGUAUUCUGCAUUACACGUGGCUAUAGAGGGGUUUGUAACUAUAAAUGUAUUAUGUAACUUUUAGAUUUUUUGAAAUAAAUGGGGAAAUCAAA
Messenger RNA from Tachyglossus aculeatus (Australian echidna), 2236 nucleotides. RefSeq names its product iduronate 2-sulfatase (gene IDS). Gene Ontology annotation, molecular function: iduronate-2-sulfatase activity. The record is from RefSeq and is a predicted model, not a curated record. Lineage: Eukaryota; Metazoa; Chordata; Mammalia; Monotremata; Tachyglossidae. The transcript is spliced from 9 exons. The coding region runs from base 69 to 1820 and encodes 583 amino acids.